Pochonia chlamydosporia 170 is the source of this 798-nucleotide messenger RNA. RefSeq names its product membrane protein. The record is from RefSeq and is a predicted model, not a curated record. Gene Ontology annotation, biological process: nucleolar large rRNA transcription by RNA polymerase I. The transcript has 2 exons. Lineage: Eukaryota; Fungi; Ascomycota; Sordariomycetes; Hypocreales; Clavicipitaceae. The coding region runs from base 1 to 798 and encodes 265 amino acids. Gene Ontology annotation, cellular component: RNA polymerase I upstream activating factor complex. Gene Ontology annotation, molecular function: RNA polymerase I cis-regulatory region sequence-specific DNA binding.
AUGGAACCCUCCACAGAGGACCGGGAGCACCCUUCAAUCACAGCCGAAGAGGACAACGCCCAAGAAUCGUACCAUUCCGAUGCCGAAAAGGUCGCCCUGCCUCGUCGGCGCUUGGCAACCGUCUACGACGCUGUCGCAGGAAGGGUGAUCCAGGACCAGGCUCUCAGGAAUCAGAACCCAGGCCAAAAGGAGACAUCUGGGCAUGGACACCACAGCAGACUACAACCCAAUGUCACCAGACACUCUACUCGCGGCGCGACCAUAGCGCCCAAUGAAGUUCUGUUCCGGCGCAAGGACGCUCCGGAGCGGUAUGUAGAGAAGGACGUGUACAAUGCGCAUGAGAGAGAUCUACCGCAGUCAGGACGAGACAUUCUCCCGGACAGCGAUCUCCUCACGUCGGUGCACGCGUACUCGAGCAGGUUCUACGGGGCGAUGGAACGGAGACGAAACCAGAGAGCUCAGGAGAGCGGUGGUGUUGGUAGUGGCGCCUUGGGGAGACGCAGCGUCGACGAGCAGAGCAUGGACGAGACUGCGCUGCUCGCCUUUGGGAUCCUGCUCGAAGAAGCUGGCAGGGAGAUCCUUGGCCGGCGGGGAGAUUUGGUAUUCACGGAGGGGAUUGUUGGGGCGGACGGUUCAAGCGGAGAUGAAGUGGCGCGGCAUACGGAACCUGCGGUUGGUUACCGAGAUGUCGGGACGUCGUCGUUGAGUAGGGGAGCCAACAACGGCGCUGUCGCCGGAACAAGAUUGCCAAAGAGGAGGAGAUUGGCAGAUUUGGAGUUGGAGGGAGCACAAGAUUAG